Molecule: messenger RNA, 5534 nt
Organism: Sycon ciliatum
Lineage: Eukaryota; Metazoa; Porifera; Calcarea; Leucosolenida; Sycettidae
Product: DNA excision repair protein ERCC-6-like
Exons: 19
Coding region: 170-4816 (1548 amino acids)
Biological process (GO): transcription-coupled nucleotide-excision repair
Cellular component (GO): nucleus
Molecular function (GO): ATP binding; ATP-dependent chromatin remodeler activity
Source: RefSeq, a predicted model, not a curated record
UGCAAGUGUUUAGUUGGUUCAAAUGACUAUGUUCAAGAAAAUGUUCUCAAUGGAUAAAACAUCCCAUGAAAAUAAGAGUAACAAGUAAAGAGGAGAGGAAUGCUAUUAUUCCUGGUAGCAUUGGCUAUUGAGUCGAACUAGAUCCUGAACCAACAUCAGAAAGUUGACUAUGGCGGAGGAGGAAAGACAGCUAAUUCCAGUUACAGUUGGUCUUGACAAUAACAGUGACGACGAAUUGUCUCGACUGGGUGCAGAUGUCUAUGAUCAAGAUGAAUUGGAAGAGGGUGUCAUGCGUCAGCUGCAGGAUGAAAUGGAUCGCAGUGACCAGAUACUGGCGCGAAAAAGGAUAGAGAAGGACUUGCUUGAGAUUGGUCGUCAAAUCAGGCUGAAGCGUAUAGGUCUAUCGGGUACAAAGCACACCGCUCUGGAGAGAAAGAAGAUUGUGAAGGAUCUCCAUUCCCUGGAAGCCAAGGAGAAACGUUUGAAGAAGAAGCUUCAGUCUGGCCAACCUAUCAAUGAACUCGAUAGUGGCAGUGAUAAUGACUGUGAAGUUGAUGAGACAAAUGGUGUGUCUUUUGCUGAUGCCCUGAGUACAGUGGCUCGCAAGAACACCAACAGAGCAAUGAAGUCGGGACAGAUCUCUGCGCGUGAGCGAGAGCAGCGCGAAGAGCUAGUGCGCCUGGGCCAGAUGACACCGUUCGGCAGCAGCUUGGCUGAUGUGGCGUCAACACGGCCAGCAGCAACUGCUGGGGCGGUGAUGACACACGGUGCUACCAGUGCUCUUUCUGCAGCCACAACACAGGAGUUCUCACCUCGAGGCGGUGCAACAUCAUCGUCGAAUGCACCGGUGCCGUCAGCACAUGCCGUGUCGGACAUUCCACCCGGAAGGGCAAGUGGAGGCACCAAGCAACCUCCGCAACCAUCUCAUGGGCCCAGCUCUGAUCGCGGUCACUUGCAUAGCUCUCUGUACAAUGCCGCUGAAGAGGAAGUUGGUGAGCAAGCUCAAAGGAAGCGUCCUGUCUCCACGAAAAGAGUUGCAACGCCUUCUUCCCCAGGCAGUGAAAGUGAAGGAGAUGAGUAUGUGCCCUCACGGCGGGAAAUGCGUGACAGUUUCAUGGACGUUGCAUCUGAGUGCUCCUCUGGAAAUGAGGAGGUGGAAGACAACAGUGGUGCAAAGAAACGAACUAAGAAGGGCGCUGGUCGUAAGCCAUUGGCUACAAAAAUCAAGUCGCCACCCACACCUAAGAAGAUUAUUGUGAAACGGAAAACUGCAUGUCGUGAUGAUGGCGAUGAAAAGCUAUAUCAGCAGCGGCUUGAUCUCAUCAGCACGGAACAAGAGCGUCAGCAAGACAUCGUUUGCCGGCGAGAGGAGGCAAUGGAGAACGGACUGGACGACUCCCUGGACGAUGUUGAUGCCUGUGGACUGCCUUCGUGGCUAAAGAGGCCGCUGUGUCUGGAGGCCAGCCGUGACGGCACGGUCCCAGAUGAUCAUGAGCUGCCAGGGGGGCUGAACGUGCCGGGAUUCAUUUGGGACCGUCUGUACAUGUACCAACGUGUGGGCGUUCAGUGGCUCUGGGAGCUGCACUCCCAGAAAGUCGGAGGAAUCGUCGGUGAUGAAAUGGGCCUCGGCAAGACCAUCCAGAUGAUUGCAUUCCUGGCCGCUCUGCACCACAGCAAAACACCGAUAACUGUAGCACCGAGACGUUACUACGGCAUGGGCCCGGUGCUGAUAGUUUGUCCGGCAACACUGCUGCACCAAUGGGUGGCGGAGUUCCAUUACUGGUACCCGCUGGUGCGCGUGGCUGUGCUCCACGACACGGGAACAUUCAAUGGACGAAAGGAAGUACUGGUGCGUACGAUUUUAUCCAGCGGUGGUGUUCUGUUAACGACGUACACCGGUGUGCGCCUUCAUGCCGACUUGCUUCUCCCGGGCAGGUGGUCCUACGUUAUAUUGGACGAAGGGCACAAGAUCCGCAAUCCCGACGCAGUCAUCACGGUUACGUGCAAAAUGUUCAAGACAUGCCAUCGCAUCAUCCUUUCGGGCUCGCCCAUGCAGAACAACCUGCGCGAGCUGUGGUCCAUCUUCGACUUUGUCUUCCCCGGCCGUCUCGGCACGCUGCCAGUGUUCAUGACAGAGUUUGCUAUUCCCAUCACCCAGGGAGGCUAUGGCACAGCAUCCACUCAGCAGGUCCAAACCGCCUACAAAUGUGCGUGUGUCCUGCGUGACACCAUCAACCCGUACCUACUGCGACGGGUGAAAGCUGACGUGAAGAUUAACCUCGGACUACCGCCGAAGAAUGAGCAAGUCCUGUUCUGUCGCCUAACAAGUGAACAGCGCAAGGCAUACAAGUCUUAUCUGAAGUCAAGAGAUGUGGACUCAAUUCUCUCAGGGAACUUGAAGGUGUUUGUCGGCCUCAUCACUCUUUCCAAGAUCUGCAAUCACCCCGAUCUUGUGUCAAACGACUCGUGGGAUGCUGACUCCACUCAGGGACUGAGGGCCGUCCGUGCUGGCCAUCUAUCCCAGCCUGUGCCGUCCUCACCAGCCAAAGCCAAAACCAAAGCCAGUACCCCGUCACAGCCUGUAGAACUGCUUGCAUCUGGCAAUAGCCGUGCUGACAAUAUGACAGUCUUACCUGCAUCCGACAAUAUGACAACCCUACCUGCAGCUGGCAAUGCGACAGCCCUACCUACAUCUAGCGGCAGUGGUACUGACAGCAAUCCAGUGCUGCCUGUAUCCGGUAACAGUUCUUCUCACGGUGCGGAAACCGUGCCGGAAUCGAUCUGUGGUGCUGACAAUACGGCCACUGUACCUGAUGCUGACCAGGCUGCCUUCGCAGAUGUUCCUGAUGAAGUCCGUAGCAAUGCUAACAAUUCAUUGCGAGGCGUCACCGAAUCUACGUAUGGCUAUUGGAAGCGGUCUGGAAAGCUGCUCGUGGUCCAUUCACUGCUCAAGAUGUGGUACCUGCAGUCUCAUAGAGCUCUGAUAUUCUCUCAAACUAAACAGACUCUGGACAUUCUAGAGCGCUAUGUGGCCAUGCGCGGGUACAACUAUCUUCGCAUGGACGGAGACACACCUGUUACACGCCGCCAGCCACUUGUCAACCGCUACAACGAUGACCCGUCGAUCUUUGUAUUCUUGUUGACAACACGUGUUGGUGGUCUGGGUAUCAACCUGGUCGGUGCCGAUCGCGUGGUCAUCUUUGACCCGGACUGGAACCCUAGUACUGACAUGCAGGCUCGCGAGCGGGCAUGGCGAAUAGGUCAGAAGCGCCAUGUUACGGUGUACCGCUUGCUGACGACAGGAACGAUUGAAGAAAAAAUCUACCACAGGCAAAUCUUCAAGCAGUUCUUGACCAAUCGCAUUCUGAAGGACCCGCGCCAACGGCGGUUCUUCAAAGCAAAUGAUCUCCACGAGCUCUUUACAUUGAAUGAUGAGAUUGGUUUCACCAAUGUGGCAAAGUCCUCAUCCGCAGAGGAGCCGUCCAGAAAGAAGGAUAAAUCUCAGGGUUUACCCCUGACCGAAACCGCUGCUAUUUUUGCUGGACUGGGUGCCGAUGUUCCCAUGCCAAAGAAACGCAAACACGCUGCUGUUCCAGGCAGCGCCGUCAAUGUUGUUGAUGCCGAUAAUGAUGCUGAGUUGAGUGACCAGGCAAUAGGUACCACCCCACCAAGUCAGAAGAAACGCAAGAAGAAACGACCGGACACGGCCAUAGAGGGUCACCGUAUUCGACACCUGGACUGCAUUGAUGUUCAAGCAAAAUCAGGUCAGGAAGCUGAUGACACCAUGGCUAAGUCUUCUUCCCAAUCCGCGUCCUCGUCACCAAGCACUGACAGGAAGAAACAAGCAAAGACAAGUAGCAAUGGUGGUAGAGGUCAGGCUGACACUAAUGACCAGCAAGCUGAUGAUGACUUUAUUCUCCGAAACUUGUUCAAGAAAUCCGGUAUAUUGGGCGCGUUGCAGCACGACAGCAUUAUGGACUCGGGUGACGCUGACUACGCUUUGAUUCAGGCUGAAGCAGACCGUGUGGCCAAGCAGGCCGCUUCCGAACUGGCAAAGUCUCGCGAGCAGUACAGAACUGCCGCAGCACAGUUCUCUUCACAGCCAGGUGUUUUCAGCACCGUCAAACCCGUGCCUAAAAAACCAAAGUUUGGAAAGCAAAACCAAGCACCAGCCCUGUUUGCCAAAGCAGAGUCUGCAGGAAAGGAGAAGACGCAGGCUAUCGCUGGAGGCAGUGAUGGUGCUGACAUUAUUAAUGGAAGCGAAGACGCUGGUAGUACUGUUGCUGGUGACAAUGGCGACGGUGGUGGUAGUUGCAACGCUGGAAUCAAGUUUGGCAGCGGAAAGCUUGCUGGCAGCAGCACGAUAGCGUUGGGUUCGGACAGACAGGAUGCACCCGAGCAGUCCACUGGUGCUGUGCACUCCUCAACAUUGCUGGCUCGCAUGCGCGCAAGGCAGAAUAACUCGGUCGGUGGCAGCGUUUGUGCAAUAAGUAGCAGCAGCAGCAGCAACAGCAACAGUAUUAGCAAUAGCAGUACUGCAAACAAGCCUGCAGGAGCAACUGAAGCAAACGGAUCAAGUGAUGUUACUGCAGCAAGGCCCACACCCACAUCCAGCCUAAUUCAGGAAACCCAGGAGUUCAUAACUUCGCGGGGUGAUCGUACAUCGGCCACAAGUGAAGUGCUCUUAGCCCAUUUCUCACCGCGCCUUCCACCGAAUGGUGCCACUGUCUUCCGCUCCAUGCUUCGGCAGAUCUGUGACUUUUCUCGGUCACCAAGCGGCGAGGGUACCUGGACACUGAAAGAGGAAUUCCAUUGAUGCACACUCCACUUUCGUCACCACUGGGUAAAUGGAUACAGCUUUGGCGAAGUUGUUUCACUGUCUAGAUCUGGCCAGAACAGUUAGAAUUCUUAUUCUGUAGCUCAUAGAGGUGCGGUGGCUCUCACUUUUUUUCUUUAAAAAAUAAAAUAAUUGAUUGUUUGCUAUCGCUAUACAGCCGACAGCCUGUGCAAUUUUUAAUCUUUUUGAAGAGGUUUUACACGGUUUUCCAUAUGCCUGUGCUUACAGCAUGAACACUGGCUGAGUGCUGUUAGUCAUAGCUAGUAGGUAGUCAUGGUUGCUAGGCACCGAUUGUCAGAACUAUAACCCCAUGCCACUAGCGGCGGUUCCAUGGCCAGUACUCAAUAGUGGCCCGAUAUUAGUGGGAUAUCUUCAUAUACGUGCAUUAAAUUUUGUACUCUGUGUACGCCUUGUCCCCUUCUUCAUCAGUAUUAGCAGCUUUAUUGGAAACAGCAAGUUUUAGAACAUUGUCGUAUUAUCAACUCAUAUGAAAACAUCUAUACAAAAAUAAUAUUAUUUGCAAUUCUUGCGACAUGCUAUUUUAUUCAUUGUAGGCCAAACCAUUAAUUUUGCUUUCAAAAUACUUCCCACUUUUUUAAAGUAAAUUAUUCACAUCCCUUUCCAAUACUCGCAGCAUGGAGUGAGUUACUGAAAUAUCAAGCCCAUACAUCCAAACUACAUCUUGCUGCAUGACGUA